UUGUAGAUCAAAUGAACUGGACUUGAGAUAUUUGGGAACAAAACAUUCAAAUGGCCAUCAGCUUUGCUUCUACAACAGACAUUUAAAUACAAAGUGGCCUGUUAUCUUUUUUAAGACAAGAGUUAUGUGUUAGGCAUUUUUUCUCAAGUUGGUAGAGAAAAUACAUUAUGUGUGUUUAAAAUCAUGAUAUAAAGUACAUUUAUUCAACAAAAGAUGAGAACCUGUCUAUCUGUGUACAGACUCCAUGGAGACAAAUAAGACCAGACUGCUUUAUAAACAAGAGCCUUUCUCUCCUUUCAAAGGGGUGAAAGAGAGAGAGAAUACGAGACAUGAGUAUAGAGUAAAAAAGAUAGCCUGGGUAAUAUGUUUGAUGUUUAUAUAAUACGAAUUCUAUGCCAGUAAUGGAGUUCAUUCAUAGUUCAGUUGUGGCACAGCAGAAUAAAGUGCCAAGUGCUAUACUGUGAGUCUCUUAAUAGUCUGCCUAUUUCAUUCACUGCAAUGAAAGAACAAUAUAGCGUUCCUCAUAAACCGGGGCUUUGUCUCUAGGUAUGGCUGUAGUCAACAACAUUAUCCGGCCUUUUAUUUUGGCACUGUCUGAAAAGACCACGUCCAUUACUGCUGCUGUGAGAAUCCUGUUGAAAUCUUAUCAGAAAAGUCAAUGUUAUUCGCAUUGAGAUGUUUGUUACUGUGAUAUUGGAUGAGGGAAAAGAACAGCUAUUGAACCUAGACUGCAGUAUUAUAUACUUUAUCCAUUGUCUAAAAGAAAAAUGCGGUCUGGAUCUGGAAGAUACUGUGGAUUUAAUGGAUAGAGAUGGUAAGCUGAUGAACCUGACAGAGAGAGUGCAGAGCAUUGAUCUUGUCAGCAGUGUGCUGAAGGAGAGAGAGACUUAUAUUCCAGUAAGAGUGUCACGUGAAGGAACGGAAGGACCUAAGUAUUCUGCAGUGUUUGACUAUGGGACCUCUCACCCUGAGCUCGCAGAGGUCCUUAGAAAGUUGUCAAAUCGUGACAAAAGGGGCGUGGCAUCAAAAAGGGGAGGAGUCAGUCAAAACCGCAUCAAAGCUGCUGUCAGGAAGAGUAUGGCAAUACCUCGAAGCUGAUUUUAUACUUUUAUACUCGCUUUGUUUUACAAUAUUAAAAACAGUUAUACAAUUAAUUUUAGUAUUUAUGUGUUGGAGUGGCCACAGUUACACUAGCAACAACAAUCACCACAAUACCCUGUGAAUUUAAAGAGCACCUAUUGUCCGAUUCACGUUUUUACAUUUCCUUUGGUGUGUAGGUGUGUAUUAGUACAUGUUAACGAUAUACAAAAGGUACAAACCCCAAAGUAAACAAUGAUGCAGGUUACCGUCUCCAACGUAAAUCUCUUUUCUUAGAGUACAACAAACACACGGAUUGUAGGCAGUUUACUUCCUGGGAUUGGUGAUGUAGACCAGUGGUUCUCAAACUUUUUCAGCGGCGCAUUCCUCCGUGGCCCCCCAAAGAAAAUUUAUGACAAAAAACUGUUCUAAAACUCAACUUUUAAUUAAACAAAACAAAUUGAAUGAUACAAAGUAGUGCUGUUGGUUAGUAGCCAUAUUUUUUUAGGUUUAAUUCCACAGAAUUUAUGAUAAAUUAAUUUAUUUUAUAAAAUGUCAUAAUACCGGGGCCCCCCUGGCACCAUCUCGCGGCCCCCAGUUUGAGAACCGCUGAUGUAGACAAUACCGACAUUAUCAUAAUUUCCCCCACUACGGACUUAGCCUGUAAGUUGACUCCUGUUAGCAUUGCAUUGUGAGCGAAUCUUUCAAACAUGGUAAGGAGCGUCACAUUUCCGGCUGACGUCAGAGUUAUUCAGGCCAAUCACAACGUACAGAUUUGCUGGCCAAUCAGGGACACAGAGCUUUUCAAAUCUGUGCGUUUUUAAAAAGAGAGUGAAAUCUGGAGCUACAAAAAUGUACGGUAUGUGGAAAAAAUGUGUUUUUAAACCAUAAACCAUGCAAACACAUUGUAUUAUACCAAAUACACAAAAUAAUGUUGGUUUUAGCAAUGAAAUAGGUGCUCUUUAAAUAGAUCCUUGAAUAGAAUUCUGAACUGAACUUUAUGUUCAGUUGAACAUUUUUAGGAUUGCACUUGUUACAAAUAAGCUAAUAAAAUAUUUUAAAUCACUUUUUUGUCUAAUAAUUUACGUCUGUGGCAACUAGUUAUGUAUUAAUAUUAGGGACAUACAGCCGGUUGUUAUCGUAAAAUAACCCCCUCAGGGUAACACAAGACCUUAGCCAUCACCGGUCUAUAUCUGUCUUCAAAUAUAUUUCUGUCGGGUUGUGG
Molecule: messenger RNA, 2302 nt
Organism: Misgurnus anguillicaudatus (oriental weatherfish)
Lineage: Eukaryota; Metazoa; Chordata; Actinopteri; Cypriniformes; Cobitidae
Source: RefSeq, a predicted model, not a curated record